AUGCGGCUGCUUCGCCGCAGAAUUGUUUCCCUUUUCGCUGCGGUCCUCAUCUGUCUGGUGAUGUACGGAGGGACGAUUAAUGUCGUCCGUUGCGUGUGGAGUUUCUUCCUGGCGCUGGCAGCCUCGACGGAUCAGUCGUGCUCGGGCGUCGAAGACGAGCAUCCUAAACUCAUCGAGGAUCUUAAAGUGUUGUUGGAGUCUUUGUUCCAACACACGUCCUCGUCCAUCGCUUUGCAUGUGAUAUGCGAUGAUGAUGGGUGGAAAAGUGCGAAUGAAGUCAUUGCCAACUGCCAACUCUGUCAGGACAAGAAAUUGAUAAGAAUGGUCGAGAAACACAAGAUCAAAGAUUUGGUGUCAUCCUACCCAGAACUAGUUUCUGUGCUUCGUAAAAAAUUCACCAAGGAAGGCUCCUAUUAUGGUGAUGACCUGUUUGUCAUCACGCCCUUCCUUCAUCUCCUUCCCAUCGACAAGAUCAUCAUCCUCGAUGUCGACCUGAAGUUUCGGGCAGACGUGCGAGAUCUCUGGUCUGAAUUUGAAAAGUUCCUGCCCUCAUCUGUGAUCGGGGUGGCACCCGAGUUGAGCCCUGUAUAUUAUCACUACACCCAUCAGUAUCGCAAGGAGAACCCAUUGACAAAGGUGGGGUCGACUGAGCCAAAGCACAUGCAGGGCAUCAACUCAGGAGUCAUGCUCCUGGACCUGGAGAAGAUCCGCUCCCAACCGGAACUCCUACUGCUGCAGCUGGACCCGUUGGAGGUUGAGCGCCUGCAUAGGAAGUACGACAUCUGGGGGGGACUUGGAGACCAGGACCUUGUCACUCUCUUGAGCUUUGAGCAUCCAGAUCUAUUCCAUUUCCUUUCAUGCGGCUGGAAUCGUGCCCUCUGUCUCUGGUGGAAACGUGUCUAUCCCGAACUCUUUGAGGAGUGGAAUAAGAAUAAGAAGCCAAGCAUGGAAGGCAGGAGAGAGCUGCAGAUGGUUGCAGCUGCAUGCCUGAAGAUGGCAGAUGAGGGCCAGGUGCCAGAGGAGGCCCUGCACCAUCUCGUCGAGGUUGUGGACUCACUCCUUUCCUCUGAUGUCUCUCAGAUUCAGGAGAUGCUGGUCCUUCCAUUUAGCAUUGUUAUUGCUAAGCCUCAAAUGAAAGAGAAGACCAGAGUGUUGGCGUUGGAAGGAUUGAAAAAGAUCUUUCAGAAAUCAGUGCCCUACAAGUGCAAGUGGUCAGCAAUUUCUGACAUUUUUUCACUCCUCUUCAGGCGUCUCAGUGAUAGAGAACAACUGCAACUAGUGAGUGAGGUUAGUGAGGAGGUGAAGAUAGCAACUGUGGAAUGCUGUGAGGCCAUGCUCUUCCAUGCACCUGUGAUGUCAAUAGCCGAUCUGUAUGAGCCCAGCUUCUCCCAUCGUCUCGCUCAUGGCAUCUUUGUCCUUCUCCAACUCAUUCAGAAGGAACAGUAUUCUAACCUUCGCCUGGAAAGCUUGAAGUGUCUGAGGACAGUCAUGGGAUUGGAUCGUGUGGAGGAAUUCACAAAGAUCAAAAUUGCAAAGUCUCUGGCCGAGUUCUUGCCGGGAGUCUCGAUUGCCAUGGAGAAAGUCAUCAAUGCUGAUCACAAACAACACCAUGCUGUUGCUGAGCUGGCUUUAGUGACAUGGGGAGAGAUGGUGAGCUUGGUGAUGCAGGAUUCCAUUGUGAAGAAGCUUGACAAGGGUCAGUCCUGGGUUCUUGACACUGGGACAAAGCUGAGAAUCCUCAUCGAGCGGAUGAAAGGCUUGGAAGUCCACCCACAUCGUCUCGUUCGUCUCGCCCUGGUUUCUUUUUCUGCCAGGCUCCUCGUUCAAUGUCGGGAGUCACUGCAGAAUUGCACAUCGACUCUGGUGGACAUCUUGGUGACCCUCUCGUCAGACAGUUGGAUGGAAGUGCAGGAAGAGGCCAGGAAGCAGCUCCAUGAUGCAUCCACCAUUGUUGGAGAGGUCAAGGACUUCCAGGAGAUUUUGGAAGAUCGUCUCUUUGACAUUUCGUCCCAUCUCCACUGGUCCCUGUUAUCUGGAAAUGACGAGAUGAAGCUGAGGGAGAUUCGUUUGCUGGGAGGAUAUUUGGAGCUCUUGGGUCUAUCUGUCAACAAGGUUCUUAACUCCAGUGCUCAUCUCCACCAGAUGACGCAAUCUCUCGUGAACCUGGCUGAACUGGUGCCACAAGGCCUUGCCAUAGUGGAAACUGCUCAGCAUGACCAGAAAUGGUCAGAUACAGGUGGAUCGGGUACACCUUUUUCAUCGUGGAGACAGUUUAAACAUUUUCACAAUCAAAUAGUGUGGGAGGAACUUCAGCGAGUUUGUCACCUUUUGGGUGCAUAUGGUGACCUCUUCAUCCUCUUGGAUUGCUUUCUUGCCAUCAUGAGGGAGGAGAAACAUGCACGACGGAAGGAGGCCAUUCUCAUUCUCAAUCAAAUAAUUGCAGGGCAAAGAAAGGAAUUCUUGCAAAAUUGUAAGGCAGAGGGAAUGAGAAAAGAGGAUUUGAGAGGAUUGAUCAAGAACCUCUCAGUGGAAUAUGUAGAUCGUAGUGUUCUUGGUCCCUUGACCGAAUCCUCACCGCUUGCUUCCCAGGCCAGUCAUUCGCUGCAGACGGUGCUUCUGCUUGAGGGAUUGGGGUACCAUUCAGAAGUGCUGGAGGAAGACUAUCAGCCCGUGUUGGUGCGUGUCCUCUGCCCCAUCUUGGAGAAGGCAGCCAGUCCAGUUUCAAUGGUGUCUGAGGCUGGAUUGGCCUGUCUACAGAGAAUCGCUCAUUCAACAGGAUGCUCGGGCAUCCCCGACCUCAUCGGCAGAAAUGUAGAUUAUUUUGCCCAUCAAGCAUGCAUUCGGAUGAGGAAGGUAGAUCGUUACCCCGAAGCACCUGCCAUUGUCAGGGUUGUGCUCCAAUAUGCCCAGUUCAAAGUCCUUCCUCUUGUCGUGGAGAUCGUCAAUGAGGCAAUGCAAAGCCUCGACCUUCACCAAGAGAAGGCAACACUGUACAUCCAAGUCUUCCGCUCGUAUGUGACCUGGCUUGCCAACUGUGAACAGGCUGUGAACAGAGAGUUACUCCCAAGCAGCCCAACUCCUUGUGCUCCAUCUGCAAGGAAGUCGCUUGCUGAAAUCCUUUCUGAGAGGAUCACUGCUCACAGGAUAGCCAAGCUGGAGGCUCAGGAAGAGGAGAGAACUUUUGAGGAAGUGCAAGAUGCUUCAGAUGUGCCAGAAGAGGAACAGUUGUUUGAGAAUGCCGAGGACAUCGAGAAGAAGACUCCGGAGCAUCUGCAACUGGUCUCAAAUGCUAUGGAAAAAUGCUCUCAUCUCCUCACUCUUGGUGGGAGGGACGAGCGGCUGACCCUGACCGCAUGCGAGACCGUUCGUGGCGGAUUGCACGUCCUUGCGUCUCAUGAAGACGAUCUCCUCCCUGCCGUGCACAAAGAAGGAGCAAUCAAGCUGUAUACCUACUUGGGAAAACUUGCACCCAAUGCCAUCUGGCUCAUACUGUCUGACAUUUGGUGUCAUCAGUCACAGCUUCUUCAUCAUCAAUCUCCAUCCACUUUCCCUCCAAUACUGUUAUGUGGGAGCACAGAGGAGGGGAGUGACUUUGCUCAAAACAUAUCUGCCAUCCUGCAAACCCUCCAUGGGCAAAGUUGA
Molecule: messenger RNA, 3642 nt
Organism: Darwinula stevensoni
Lineage: Eukaryota; Metazoa; Arthropoda; Ostracoda; Podocopida; Darwinulidae
Source: the annotation of a GenBank genome assembly